Gossypium arboreum is the source of this 1621-nucleotide messenger RNA. RefSeq lists its product as uncharacterized. The record is from RefSeq and is a predicted model, not a curated record. The transcript is spliced from 5 exons. Bases 452 to 1357 code for a protein of 301 amino acids. Lineage: Eukaryota; Viridiplantae; Streptophyta; Magnoliopsida; Malvales; Malvaceae.
CUAGGCUUAUGUUCUUCUCCAGCAACACUUCCAGCUCAGACCCGCUUAAAUCGGAUCCAAUUAUCCUUUGAUUCUUCGCCUUUAUUUGGAUUUUGGCAUUUCAUCAUCCUCAGUGAAACCAAGUAAUAAAACAAAACAAAACCCUCCAAAAAGAAAAAACCAAAUAAACCACCAAUUCACCUAUCACCUAUCACCUAUCACCUAUCACCAAUCACCAAAACCCAAAAACCAGCCCCCCAACAGAAAAUUUGCCUAAAACCGUAACGAAAAUUCAAAGACAAAACUCUCAAGGAAACUCAACGGAAACAAUACCCUUUCGAACCAAACAUCAUAAAACAAAUUCUCGCCUGCCUGCCUGUAGCCUGUAUGUUCAUUGCAUGUAUUGUCCAGUUUCGUAUCUGAAGAAAAGGGAAAGAAACUGUGCCUUUCGCUCUCUUCCGUCGUCUUGUUAAUGGGGAACGUAACGUCAAGCGUGGCCGCAAAGUUUGCGUUUUUCCCACCAGAUCCACCAACGUACGAAGUUUGCAAGGAUUCAGAUGGAAGGCUGGUUUUGCCGGGGAUCAGAGCUGAUUUGAACAUGGAUGUUCAUUUGCUCGAUACCAAAGGCGGCAAUAAAAUCGUAGCCAACUAUUGGAAACACCCUAUUGCCAAGUUAACCCUCUUGUAUUCCCAUGGCAAUGCCGCUGACUUAGGCCAAAUGCAUGAACUCUUCAUUGAGCUCAGAGCCCACCUCCGCGUCAAUAUUAUGAGUUAUGAUUAUUCAGGAUAUGGAGGAUCAUCCGGUAAGCCAACAGAGCUGAACACAUACUAUGACAUAGAGGCAGUGUACAAUUGUUUGAAGAAGGAAUAUGGGGUUAAGCAGGAAGAUUUGAUAAUAUAUGGCCAAUCCGUUGGAAGUGGACCCACCCUACAUUUGGCUUCUCGUUUACAGAGACCAAGGGGAGUUGUUCUUCACAGUGCCAUACUUUCGGGCAUUAGGGUCCUUUAUCCUGUCAAGAUGACAUUUUGGUUUGAUAUCUUCAAAAACAUAGACAAAAUACGACGAGUCAACUGUCAGGUUCUAGUUAUACAUGGCACGGACGAUGAGGUUGUCGAUUGGUACCAUGGGAAACGAUUGUGGGAGCUUUCGAAGGAAAAGUACGAGCCUUUAUGGGUGAAAGGUGGCGGCCAUUGCAACCUGGAAACUAAUCCCGAGUACAUUAAACAUCUACGUAAGUUCAUAAACACCAUGGAGAAGAUUUCCAUUACGAAACCAGAGAAAGAGCUCGAUUCUAAACCUAGUAUUACAGAAGAAGAAACUAAACACAAUAAAUGCUUGAGACUUAAGAAGAAGGUAGCUGGUUCCAAAAAGGAGUGAGGCCUUGGAACAGGUAGAUAAUAUUAUUAUUCAUUUGUCUCCUAGAGUUCAUUCACCGAGGGACUGGCAGCCAUGGUUCCUUGAGCUUUGAUGUUGAUCGAUUUCUAUGAGACAUUGUGAGCUGAUAGGAGCCAUAGAUAUAUGUGGUCUCUUUGAUUUUGAACCAUUUAUGGUCUGAUAGAAAAAUAUCACUGAGAACGUAUGGUUCUUGAUCUAGGGUUUCGUGUAUAAUUUUACAAAGUGAAAUAUAAAUGCUCCUCGAAA